GGCAGAAAUAAAGACCAUGGUUUCAAAACUGACUCACCUUCAGGUGGAAUUGCUGGGAGCCCUGUUGGGAUCUGGACUAAGCAAGGAGACCCUCAUCAAAGCCCUGACUGAGUCGGACCCCUACGCACACCACAGCGAAAGUCAGCAGCCCAUCGGCACGAUCCAAGCGGAGAAGAGAGACCCUUGCGCAGAAAUCACAGCUCUUGCCAAUGGAAUGGGGGAGUCUAGGAUGUCCGAGGAGGAGACCUCAGACGAUGGUGAAGACUUCACUCCUCCAAUCAUGAAGGAACUGGAAAACUUGAGCCCUGAAGAGGCUGCUCACCAGAAAGCUGUGGUGGACAGACUAUUACAAGAGGAUCCCUGGAGGGUAGCUAAGAUGGUGAAGUCCUACCUACAGCAACACAACAUCCCUCAACGGGAGGUGGUGGACACCACAGGCUUGAAUCAGUCCCACCUCUCACAGCAUCUCAACAAGGGCACACCCAUGAAGACCCAGAAGAGAGCUGCCCUUUACACCUGGUACGUCCGCAAGCAGCGAGAGGUGAUCCAACAAUUCACACACGCUGGCCAGGGGAUCAUGGUGGAAGACACGAUGGGAGAGGAUCUACCGACCAAGAAAGGGAGGAGGAAUCGCUUCAAAUGGGGCCCCGCCUCACAGCAAAUCCUUUUCCAAGCCUAUGAGAGGCAAAAGAAUCCCAGCAAGGAGGAACGAGAAGCAUUAGUGGAGGAGUGCAACAGGGCAGAGUGCAUUCAGCGUGGCGUCUCCCCUUCCCAGGCCCAGGGCCUGGGCUCAAACCUGGUGACCGAGGUGAGAGUCUACAACUGGUUCGCCAACCGCCGGAAGGAGGAGGCUUUCCGGCACAAGCUCGCCAUGGACAGCUACAGCGGGCCACAGGCCGGCCCUGCGCCCACCCUGGCCUCCCACGGCUCUUCCUCACUCCAGCCAGCAGCACCUCUCUCACCCAGCAAGGUUCACGAGCAAUCUUCCCUGCAGCAGCAGCAGCAGCAGCAGCAGCAGCAGCAGCAGCAAACCCUCACCUUUUCUGACUCUGGCAUGAGGUACAAUCAGCAGCCCGUCAGCGAAACCGAUACCUCGAACGGCAGCCAGCACGGGGGAAGCAAUUCCAUCAUCACCACACAGACCAUCCUGCACCAGGUCUCUUCCCCGGGUCUGUGCUCGGCCAGUUCUGGCUCGGCUACAGAAGCGAAACUGAUCUCUACUCCUGGGGGCUCCCUUCCGCCAGUGAGCACCCUGACUGCCUUGCACAGCCUAGAGCAAAACCCGCACGCUCUGAGCCAACAAACCCAGAACCUCAUCAUGGCGUCGCUCCCUGGCGUCAUGGCAAUUGGUCCAGGGGACACAUCUUCACUAACGCCGACAUUCACCAAUACGGGGGCCUCCACCCUGGUCAUUGGCCUCGCUUCCACCCAAGCCCAGAGUGUCCCAGUCAUCAACAAUAUGGGGAACAGCCUCACCACGCUUCAGCCGGUCCAGUUCUCCCAGCAGCUGCACCCGUCGUACCAGCAGCCUCUCAUGCAACAGGUCCAGAGCCAUCUCAACCAGAGCCCUUUCAUGGCGACCAUGGCCCAGAUCCAGGCUCCUCAUGCUCUGUAUGGCCACAAGCCUGAGGUGGCCCAGUACGCCCACACCAGCCUUCUGCCCCAGACCAUGGUGAUAACGGACACCUCCAACCUCAGCGCUUUCGCCAGCCUGACGCCAACCAAGCAGGUCUUCACAUCAGACUCUGAGACUCACACGGAGUCUGGGAUGCACACGCCACCAGUGCAAGCAUCGACCAUACACUUGCAGAGCCAGGAUCCUGCCAUUCAGCACCUCCAGCCAGGCCACCGCCUCACCUCUAGCCCUGCUGUCUCCUCCAGUAGCCUGGUGCUUUACCAGAGCUCUGACUCCACCAACAGUCACAGCCACUUGCUACCGUCAACUCACGGUGUUAUAGAGACUUUCAUCUCGACGCAGAUGGCAUCCUCCACUCAGUAACCACAGCAACCAAUGGACAAUUGAUGACCACUGACCAAAGGGGAAGGGGCCUCCUUCACCACCACCACCACCACCACCACCACCGAUGCCUGCUGCUCCAGGAAGGGGAGGCCAGCCAGGAAUCUUCCAUUCGCCUCCUCCUCCUCCUCCUCCACUACCGUGUGCAAUUCCUUAUUUCACACCCUCAUUGUAAAGCUCUGGGAGAAGUUGUGCCAUGCAAAACAAUUCACAUCAGGCUAGCAAUAAGGGAGAGCUGGAGCUUGCGCUGUCAAGAGGAUGAGAGCCUUUGCAAACAGACAGGACAGGCUGGCUGGCUGAAGGAGCAAAACUGCCUUCAGGACAAGACUGCAAAACCAGCUGCAGUUCUGUUUCAGCUGGGCAGCC
This is a messenger RNA of Elgaria multicarinata webbii, 2383 nucleotides long. RefSeq names its product HNF1 homeobox A (gene HNF1A). Gene Ontology annotation, biological process: positive regulation of DNA-templated transcription; regulation of transcription by RNA polymerase II; liver development. The coding region runs from base 17 to 1999 and encodes 660 amino acids. The transcript is spliced from 10 exons. Gene Ontology annotation, molecular function: DNA-binding transcription factor activity, RNA polymerase II-specific; RNA polymerase II cis-regulatory region sequence-specific DNA binding. Lineage: Eukaryota; Metazoa; Chordata; Lepidosauria; Squamata; Anguidae. Gene Ontology annotation, cellular component: nucleus. The record is from RefSeq and is a predicted model, not a curated record.